This is a messenger RNA of Zingiber officinale, 2084 nucleotides long. RefSeq lists its product as uncharacterized. Lineage: Eukaryota; Viridiplantae; Streptophyta; Magnoliopsida; Zingiberales; Zingiberaceae. Bases 116 to 1522 code for a protein of 468 amino acids. The transcript has 3 exons. The record is from RefSeq and is a predicted model, not a curated record.
CAAUGAAGCAGCGGAAUGGAAAGGACACAGAGGAUUCGAAAAGAUUGAAAAUCAGGAAGUAAAGAAAGCAAAAAUAAGGUCGUUUGAAUUGGAGUAGAAUUGAAAAGGAGAGUUGAUGAGAUCGCCGUCGCCGUCGGACAUCGGAGUGGAAGGCUCCGCCCUUUCUUCGACUCCUCCUCUGCCUCUCUUCCCUCUCUGCGGCGCUCCCACGCUUCGCAACCCUAAUCUCGACUCGCCCCACGGGCUCUCCGUCGCCCACAAGCGUCCCAUCGUCACCCCUUCCGCCACCGCCCCCGCCCCCGCCGCCGCCGAGUCCUGCCGAGUCUUGGUCCCCUCGGUCGUCGCCGCUCCGCGCCGCCUGGCCUCGUCCGCCGUCCGCCACAUCUUCCGCCGGCUCCAGCUCCGACUCCGCUUCUUCCUCCUCCUCUCCUUCCCCUUUCUUUACCAUCUCCUUUCCUCCUCCGGCGCCGGCAGCGGCGACGCCGUCCCGGGAAGAUCUUUCCUCCUCGAUUUCUUCUCGGCCCUUGCAUUCUCGUCUGUUCUUCUCCUCGUCCUGUGCGUCUCCUUUAACGUCCUCCCCUUACCCUCCUUCCGCCUCCUCCUCUCCCGCUCCUCCGCCCGCCUCCUUCCCAGUCAUCCGGCCCCAGCGAGCCCCGUGCUGUGGUCCAUUGGGAGCUGCUCGUCCCCCGGAAAGCUCAAGGGUGAUCUUCGCCUAGCGUCGGGGUCCGUCGUGCAGGUCUACAACAACGGGGAUGUCUACGAGGGAGAGUUCCACCGAGGGAAAAGCACGGGAAGCGGGGUGUACUAUUACUCUAUGAGUGGCAGGUAUGAAGGCGAUUGGGUUGAUGGGAAAUACGACGGGUAUGGUGUUGAGACCUGGGCUCGAGGCAGCCGGUACAGGGGUCAAUACAGGCAAGGGCUCCGGCAUGGGUUUGGGAUAUAUCGCUUCUACACCGGCGAUGUGUAUGCUGGGGAGUGGUCAAACGGACAGAGCCACGGGUGUGGGGUGCAUACAUGUGAGGAUGGAAGCCGAUUCGUCGGGGAAUUCAAAUGGGGAGUAAAGCAUGGCCUUGGCCAUUAUCAUUUCAGGAAUGGAGACACAUAUGCUGGGGAAUAUUUUGCAGACAAGAUGCAUGGCUUUGGAGUGUAUCUCUUUGCCAAUGGACAUCAAUAUGAAGGUGCAUGGCAUGAAGGCAGGAGACAAGGCUUGGGAAUGUACACAUUUCGAAAUGGGGAGACACAAUCAGGUCAUUGGCAAAAUGGUGCCCUUGAUACCUUGAGCACUCAGAGCAUUAAUCUUUGCUCUCCUAUCGCUGUUAACCAUUCAAAAGUUCUAAAUGCUGUUCAGGAAGCUAGAGGAUCAUCCAAAAAAGCUUAUGAUGUGCCCAGGGUUGACGAUAAGGUGAACAAGGCUGUUGCUGCAGCAAACAAAGCAGCUAAUGCAGCUAGAGUUGCUGCAGUUAAAGCUGUUCAAAAGCGCAUCCCUGGUAAUGGAGAUGACAUAGGCAACCACAUUGUAUGAAGCACUUUGCUUUCUUUGUCUCAUAACUAACUCUUGAUAGAGUUAAAUAGCAUUUCAUCUAAGGCAAAUCGUGAAAGUUGAGAAGUCGGCUGCCAACAAAUUUUAUGCCCAGCACCCUCACAACUCAUCCUCUAGAAAUGGCCCUGCUCUGGACUAGCAGAUAUCAAAGGUGGCUGGCAUCGGACUUGGCCUUCUUGCUUACUUUAUGUAAUAGGAAAAAAGUUGCGAUUGUCCAUAUCUUUGAAGGUUCCACCGAACGUAACUAGAGGAACAUGUCAAUAACCGAUAGAGAUGGUGAGAUCGAUCAUGAUUGCAUGAUUGUUGUACGUGCAACUACGUUGGAAAAUCUUGAACGAGGUAUGUUGAAAUCAUGAUAUUUCAGAGGGCAAGUGGUGGAUUGCUUGUGAUGAGUUCGCUAUUUGUUCUUUGAUGUUGGAUUUGAUUUAUCAAUGGGAGAAAUGUAUUUUUUGUAUGCACUUUUGUAAAAGUUUUAUUUUGUCAAAAUACCUCAGUAAUUUUUUUCUGUUGGGAAAUAAGAGGAGUAUAUGUUUAGAAUCAUGAU